Molecule: messenger RNA, 1776 nt
Organism: Procambarus clarkii (red swamp crayfish)
Lineage: Eukaryota; Metazoa; Arthropoda; Malacostraca; Decapoda; Cambaridae
Gene: PolZ2
Product: DNA polymerase zeta subunit 2
Cellular component (GO): zeta DNA polymerase complex
Source: RefSeq, a predicted model, not a curated record
GAAGCGACCCACCUGACGCCUUACCAACAACACUCUUCACCACCUGAACAAAAGAUCGUGCUGCCACAGCAAAUUAAACUUCGUAGCUUUUAACACAAGGAGGAAUAACCAACAAUUCCACCAGGAACAGGAAAAGAAUGUGGGAGAGGAGGGAGAGAAGCCAUUCAAUGCAUGUUUCGUAAGGAAGAGAAGUGUAGAAGCAGUGUAUGUUGGAAUUUGGGCAGAGUAGGUGAGUAACUUGAAGUUUGUCUUAUGAAUGGACGAAUAACUCGUGUCACGUGGUGCAAGUAUAACAACUCGGACAAUAAAGAGCAAUAUGCAGGGAAAAUGGAUGAUUUUGUGGUGUUACAGUAGAAUAUAAGGCAAGCAGACAUGGACUUUUCUGUGUCAGCUGACAUAGUUGUGGAGCUCCUUGAGGUUGCUAUCAACCUAAUACUCUACACCAGGGAAAUUUAUCCUCAAUCUGUUUUUCAAAGAAGGAAGAAGUACAGCAUCCCUGUACAGAUGUGUACUCACCCAGGGCUGCGGUCAUACAUUAGCGAGUGUGUGGGCUCAAUUCGUCCUGUUCUGGAGAAGGGUGAGGUAGAAAAAGUUGUUGUGGCAGUGCUAUCAACAGAGGGAGUCCCUGUUGAGAAAUUUGUGUUUGAAAUUGUGCAGCAGCCAACUAAACCUCAUGAUAUCAAGAAAGAUCCACAGUUGUUGCGUAUGGAAGAAGCCUUGAGAGCCUUUUGCCUCAAGUUGAGCAUCAGUGACUCCCUCCUGCAGCCAUUGCCCCCAGGCUGCUCCUUUGCCAUUCAUAUCCACGUUCCUGAACAUGUACCAGGCGCCAUGAGUUCAGGGCCUGAGUAUCAGGAGUUUCCAUGGGUUGAAGCUGAAAAGGAGCAGACCGAAGUUGACGACCCACACAUUGUGCCUCUCAAGACACUGAGGACAGAAGUGUGUCGAAUGCAGCUGUACGUUGAGGAGAGCAGCAAGAAACAAGGCUCGGAUAAAUGAUGUAUUAAGAUAGUUGAUGCAUCGUAACAUAAUGUAUACUCAACAAGGCUAGGAUGACUAUUAUAAGGUGGAGUUGCAUUUGAGAGACUUAGAGUUUACAAUGACUACAUUGUGUUGAGCAGUAUGAAAAGUGUGCUUAUAAAGUGCUGUAUAGGUGAGAUUUAGCUUAAAGCUUUUCAGUGUUCUUCCAUUCAUUUUUGUAAUGAAAUUAGAUUUGAUAUUCCAUUCACCUGGGCUCUAGGAGACUCGAUCCGCGGAUCCCACGUGUGUGAGGCCAAAGUUCUAUUGACCGAGCUGUUGAGGAGUCAUAAUAAGGAAAGUUUCCAGAAGCAACAUCCUGCUGCCAAUCUGGAAUUUAUAUGACGCAGACAUGGAUCACUAAUUGCUCUGAGAUUCAGUAGUAGUCAGGGGAAAGUCGAAGAUUCCAGUUUGUCAGCACGAUGUUGCUUUUGUAAACUUUCCUUAUUAAGACUACUCAACAGCUCGGUCGAUAGAGCUUCAGCCUCACACACGUGGGGUCGAUGGAUCGAGUCUCUUAGAGCCCAGGUGAAUGGAAUGUUUAUUUCCACAGAAGUGUGGAUGACAAUUUUUAGAUUUGAUAUAUAGUAUUUAGGGUCCUUUUAUAUAACGAAUGGUGCUCAUAUAAUUCAAGUCUUCCCAUUUAUAUUGAUAACAUUGUUCAAUGAAAUUGAAUUAGAGAACAUUGUAUUUAUUUGUAUAUUUAUUUAUUCAGUACCCCACCAUGUGCUCCGAAUUUCAGAGAAAUAAAUAUUUAUGUAA